Molecule: messenger RNA, 992 nt
Organism: Pisolithus orientalis
Lineage: Eukaryota; Fungi; Basidiomycota; Agaricomycetes; Boletales; Pisolithaceae
Product: lipoyltransferase
Exons: 2
Coding region: 162-947 (261 amino acids)
Biological process (GO): protein lipoylation
Cellular component (GO): mitochondrion
Molecular function (GO): lipoyl(octanoyl) transferase activity
Source: RefSeq, a predicted model, not a curated record
ACCGGGCUUCAGCUUAGCCUUUGAUUGCCCCCGACCCCAAUCGUGAUCCAACAAAUUUGAUGUUGUGGUGUCCGCGUAAUGUCGAUGGAGCCUGUUUGAGCCCAAGCUAACAAAAAUUCGCACAAUAGGCGGUCGUGCCAACGCGGGGAGACUUCAAAGCCAUGUCAUUACCUCCUGUGUUUUACCACUAUUUCCAAACGCCCUUACCCUACACGAGAACGCUCGCUUUACAAGAGAGACUGCACCAAAUCCAGCUCUCUGCUCGUCGCACCUCAUCCCAUCAUGACGUCCUUCUGCUCCUGCAACACCGACCCGUUUACACGGCUGGGCGUCGGCAGAACGCUGAAGAGCUCGUUGCCGAAAGAACGCGUCUCACUCAGCUCGGCGCCGACUUUGCUACAACGUCACGUGGCGGUCAAUUGACGUAUCACGGACCCGGUCAGCUCGUCGGAUACCCGCUUCUCGAUCUCGGUCGGACGUCGCCGGCAAUGGGAACUAGGGACUACAUAUGUCGGAUGCAACGAGCGAUACAAGCAUGUCUUGCAGGGGAACACGGGUUGCGGAAUGUUCCUUCAGAGCACACAGGCGUGUUCCUGGACGCUACGACGAAAGUUGCUAGUAUUGGUGUGCAGGUCCGCCAUAGACUGACAAUGCACGGAUUUGCGAUGAACGUAACCAAGGAACCGUUGGCGUGGUUCGACAGGGUGGUGGCUUGUGGACUUGGGGAGGUGAAAGCGGGGUGUAUAGAGCUGGCGACCGGGAAGGCCGUUCGAGUUGAUGAUAUGGUGGAAGGCAUAAUCGCUGCGUUCGGAACGAUGUACGGCAGACAUAUGGAAAGGCUGAGGGUCGAGUCUGCUGGUGAGAUUGGGGAAGCUAUCGUGGCUUUGGAAGAAGAGGCACUGGCAGCAGGAGACUGGCCAAAGAGUCCCGCUACGCUACCCCACUAGUAUGUAAUUACAACAGAACCAAGGACGCAUAUCAGAUGCCGUGGG